AUGCCUUCCUUCACCACAGUUGCUCUGGUAGCAGCUCUGACUCGAUUGGUCUCAGCCCAUCCCCACCACAUGAACGCGAACGUCAAGAGAGACAACACUCUUGCUGUUGAACUCUCCGACGCAGGCGCUGCUGGUGUUGGUAUGAAGGUCACCAACAUUGGUAGUGAGCCUCUCAAUCUACUCACAUAUGCCACACUGUUGGACAAUGGCCCAGUGAACAAGCUUAAGGUCGUCCGAGAAGAUGGCUCGGAAGUAGGAUUCACCGGCGUGCUGUUCAACUACGACACAGCUUCGCUACCGGCUGAAGUCUUCCUCGCUCUCAGCCCAGGCGAGUCAAAAGACUCCCUGGUUGACGUUGCCUCCCUGUACGACAUCCAGGGCGGCACCUACACCAUCUCUGCCAGCGACGUCAUCGAGUACGCUUUCAUGAACUCGACAUCGAUCGAAGGUGUCAUCCCGUACGCCUCGAACGAACUCACGGUCGAGAUCACCGAGGACGAAAUCUCCAAGCACAGCCCAGCUAUCAAGCCCAUGGCUCUCGACAAGCGCACGCAGGUGUCUUCAUGCUCUGGGGCGCAAGGUCGAGCACUGCGUGCCGCAAUCGACUAUACGGUCGGCCUGGCUAGCAAUGCUGCCACCGCUGCCAGUUCUGGUUCCACUCAGAAGUUCCAGGAGUACUUCAGGACCACAUCAGCCAAUGGUCGAUCAACUGUGGCGAAUCGCUUCGAGGCCAUCGCUCAAGAGGCCAGUUCCCAGACUUCUGGCGCUUCUGCUUACCACUGCACUGAUGUCCUGGAUGCAUGCAGUCCAGGUGUCAUUGCCUAUACUUCGCCAGCCCAGAACAUCAUCGCCAAUUGCGACAUUUUCUACCAGCUGCCUGCUGUCAGCCGUGGCUGCGGCGAUCAGUCACAGGCGGCAACAGUGCUCCACGAGUUCACGCACGCUCCGGGCAUCUUCCCUCCUGGGACACAGGAUUUUGCCUACGGAUACUCUGCCAGCACGAGAUUGAGUGCUCAACAGGCUAUCAACAAUGCCGACAACUACGCGUUGUAUGCUGAUGCGAUUGACAACAAUUGCUAA
Messenger RNA from Cyphellophora attinorum, 1080 nucleotides. Its product is annotated as Neutral protease 2-like protein. The transcript has 2 exons. Gene Ontology annotation, molecular function: metalloendopeptidase activity. Gene Ontology annotation, biological process: proteolysis. Bases 1 to 1080 code for a protein of 359 amino acids. NCBI's taxonomy places the organism in Eukaryota, Fungi, Ascomycota, Eurotiomycetes, Chaetothyriales, Cyphellophoraceae. The record is from RefSeq and is a predicted model, not a curated record.